AUGAAUAACGAAACAUCCGUUGCUGAUCCAGCAGUUGGUUCCCAAAAUGUUAAUGAUAACGAUUUGGCCCCAUCUGAUUCUGGAUCUCACUCGAUUUUAGAAAACCAAUCAAAUAAGGGUGAAGAUGAUGAAAUGAAAGAUUUCGGUGAUAAUGAAAUCGCUCCUCAUGAAAUGCCAAAGAAGCCAGCCUCUGAAUAUGUUACCGUCUCUAUUUUAUGUCUAAUGAUCGCCUUUGGUGGUUACGUUUACGGUUGGGAUACUGGUACCAUUUCCGGUUUCGUUUCUCAAACUGAUUGGAUUAGAAGAUUCGGUCAAAAGCAUCACGAUGGUACUCAUUAUUUAUCUAAAGUUAGAACUGGUUUAUUAUUAGCUAUCUUCAAUAUCGGUUGUGCUAUUGGUGGUCUAUUGUUCUCCAGAUUAGGUGAUAUUUACGGUCGUAGAAAGGCUUUAGUUUUUGUCACCGUUGUCUAUAUGGUCGGUUUAAUUAUUUCUAUUGCUUCUAUUGACAAAUGGUACCAAUACUUUAUCGGUAGAAUUAUCUCUGGUAUGGGUGUUGGUGGUAUUGCCGUCUAUUCUCCAUUAUUGAUUUCCGAAGUUUCUCCAAAACAUGUCAGAGGUACUUUAGUCUCAUGUUACCAAUUGAUGAUUACCUUAGGUAUUUUCUUAGGUUACUGUACUAAUUAUGGUACCAGAAACUACUCUAACUCUGUUCAAUGGAGAGUUCCAUUAGGUUUAGGUUUUGCUUGGGCCUUAUUUAUGAUUGCUGCCAUGUUCUUCGUCCCAGAAUCUCCACGUUACUUGAUCGAAGUCGGUCAAUUCGAAGAAGCUAAGCUUUCUGUCGCUAGAUCCAAUAAAUUAACUGUCGAUGAUCCAUCUGUUAUCGCUGAAGUCGAAUUUUUGACUGCAGGUGUUGAAGCUGAAAAGGCUGCUGGUUCUGCUUCAUGGGGUGAAUUGUUCCAAACCAAGGGUAAGAUUUUACAUCGUGUUAUUAUGGGUAUUAUGGUUCAAACAUUACAACAAUUGACUGGUGCAAACUACUUCUUCUUCUACGGUACUUUGAUUUUCGCUUCUUCUGGUUUAGAAGAUGGUUUCGAAACAUCUGUCAUUAUUGGUGUCGUCAAUUUUGUCUCCACCUUCCCAGCUAUUUACAUUGUUGAUAGAUUUGGCCGUCGUACUUGUCUAUUAUGGGGUGCUGCCGGUAUGAUUUGUUGUAUGGUUGUCUUCGCUUCCGUCGGUGUCACCAGAUUAUGGCCAAAUGGUCAAGAUCAACCAUCUUCUAAGGGUGCUGGUAACUGUAUGAUUUGUUUCACUAUGUUCUUCAUUUUCUGUUUUGCUACCACUUGGGCUCCAUGUGCCUAUGUUAUUGUCUCCGAAUCCUUCCCAUUGAGAAUUAAGGCUAAGGGUAUGUCAUUGGCCAUUGCUGCUAACUGGAUGUGGAAUUUCUUACUAGGUUUCUUUACUCCAUUUAUCACUGGUGCUAUUAACUUCUACUAUGGUUACGUUUUCAUGGGUUGUCUAUGUUUCUCCUGGGUUUACGUUUUCUUCUUCAUUCCAGAAACUAAAGGUUUGACCUUAGAAGAAGUCAACACUAUGUGGGAAGAAGGUGUCUUACCAUGGAAAUCAUCUGAAUGGGUCCCACCAAACAAGAGAGGUGCUGAUUAUGAUGUUAAUGCUAUGGCUAAUGAUGACAAACCAUUAUUCAAGAGAAUGCUUGGUAAAUAA
Molecule: messenger RNA, 1722 nt
Organism: Naumovozyma dairenensis CBS 421
Lineage: Eukaryota; Fungi; Ascomycota; Saccharomycetes; Saccharomycetales; Saccharomycetaceae
Product: sugar porter family MFS transporter
Exons: 1
Coding region: 1-1722 (573 amino acids)
Biological process (GO): carbohydrate transport; transmembrane transport
Cellular component (GO): plasma membrane
Molecular function (GO): carbohydrate:proton symporter activity
Source: RefSeq, a predicted model, not a curated record